GUCGCUGUCGGCAGAGUGUGAGGAGCGCCAGGGUGUUGCGCGACCCCAGGACGAGCUUUACCCGCGAGCGCAGUGAACCCCGGGACGUCCAAUGACGAGGGCACGCGCUCCGUAAUCAGGCUCUGCGUCAGUAAUUGGAAUUCUUUUUAGAGCAAGGCUGUCACGCGCUGUGAGGAAUUACCAGCGGCUUUAGAGAAGUUAAAACACAGCUGUACAAUAGUGACUGGCAAAAACUAUUCCCCAAGCGGAUGCGCAACAAAGGUGCACCUGUUUAGUAAAAUGCGCUCGCCGUGGGGGUUCUUGUUGGCGGGCUGUCUGGUCAACAUUUGCUUGUCCCAGUUGUUUGAAGCUGAGGAAAUUGUUCCCGUUCGGUUGACGGGAGCAGGAACGAAGAGCGGAAAACAUUCACGUUUCAGGCUUACAGCUUUUGGUCGGGACUUUACACUAAAUUUAACUCCGGAUAACAGCUUCAUCUCUCCCACACUGAAGGUUUAUCGCAUCAAGACAGAUGGCACCUCGGAAACUCCGGGGAAGGCUGACAGACAGGUGUAUGCCAGCAGAUGGACGGCUGUCCAUAAGAGCAUGAAUAAAACUGCAGAGGACGAUGUGGAACUGAGAGGCUGUUUCUUUACCGGGACUGUCGACUUCAGAAAGGAUUCUGUCGUUGCUGUAAGCCUUUGUCACGGGAUUUGGGGAUCAUUUAUUUUAGACGGUGAAGAGUAUCAGAUUGAACCAAGACAUUUUGGCUCGGAAAUAAACGAGAGUUCCAUUGAACAGCUGCAUCUCAUCAAGAGAAAAAGAAAUAAAAAAACCUUUAUGGAAACAAGCCCGUCGUUCGGUCGAACAGAGGAUGGCCCUUAUCUCGGACCGUCUGUAAUUAAUGAAGCCCUGGUUAGCCAAAUGUCGCCCAGGCGCAGACGCUUUGUGUCCGCGCCAAGAUUUAUUGAAACGUUGGUGGUCGCGGACGCUUCCAUGUUAAGAUUUUAUGGAGACGAGAUAAAGCUCUACGUGUUGACCCUGGUGUCGGUCGCUGCUCAGAUCUACAAACACUCCAGCAUCAAAAACUCUCUGAAUGUGGUGGUGGUGAAGAUGAUGAUCGUAGAAGAUGAAGAGCUUGGACCAUCCGUCUCCAGCAACGGAGGCUUGACCCUACGCAGCUUCUGCUCCUGGCAGCAGCUGUUCAACCCCUCCAGCCAUUGGCACCCGGAGCACUAUGACACGGCUCUGCUGCUCACCAGAGAGGACAUCUGUGGCCAUCAAAGUUGUGACACACUAGGAGUGGCUGAUGUGGGGACAGUGUGUGACCCCAAAAGGAGCUGUUUCGUGAUUGAGGACAGUGGACUCCAGGCGUCCUUUACGAUAGCCCACGAGCUAGGACAUGUACUGAGCAUGCCUCAUGACGACUCCAAGAACUGCGAGAGGCACUUCGGACACCUCCGUCUGCAUCACAUUAUGGCUCCUGUGUUUGUCGGCUUCAAUCAGUCCUCUCCCUGGUCCCCCUGCAGUGCUUUCUACAUCACAGAGUUCUUCGACAACGGGCACGGGGACUGUCUGCUGGAUGCCCCUGAGAACACUGUGCCUUUACCUAUGGAACUGCCCGGUUUGGCAUACGGCCUGGACCGCCAGUGCCGGCAGGCCUUCGGGGAGGGCUACUUGUCCUGCCGUAAUGCCUCGGCUGAUGAGGCAUGCACCCAGCUCUGGUGCCAGCGGGCAGGCCAGGCUACGUGCACCACCAGGAACGGGAGUCUGCCGUGGGCCGACGGCACGCCCUGCGGCCCGGACAGGACCUGCCUGGACAGUGUGUGCACUGCUUCUGAGGAGGUGAUGAAGCCUAAGGUGCCUGUGGAUGGCAGCUGGGGGGAUUGGGGCGCAUGGCAGACCUGCUCCCGCUCCUGUGGAGGCGGGGUGAGAUUCUCCUACAGGGAGUGCAACCGGCCAGCUCCUCAAAACGGAGGACGCUACUGCGAGGGACAGAGGGCACGAUACCACUCCUGCAACACUCAGGCCUGUGAAAGUGGACAUGGGAAGAGUUUCCGUGAAGAACAGUGCGAGAAGUAUAACAAUCCCAAUCACUUUGAUAUCCAUGGAAAUGUCAAGCAAUGGAUACCAAAAUACGCUGGAGUAUCUCCACGGGACAGAUGCAAACUCUUCUGCAGAGCACGAGGCAGCAGUGAGUUUAAAGUAUUUCAAGCUAAGGUAAUUGAUGGAACAGCAUGCAGUCCAGACACCACAUCAAUCUGUGUCCAGGGCCAGUGUAUCAAAGCUGGCUGUGACCUCCAGAUCGGCUCCAGCAAGAAGCUCGACAAGUGCGGUGUGUGUGGUGGGGAUGGCCUUAGCUGUAGGAAGAUAUCUGGCUCAUACAACAAAGUCAUUCAAGGAUACAGUGAUAUUGUAACCAUCCCACUUGGAGCAACCAACAUUGACAUCAAACAGCGGAGUCACAAGGGCAUAAAACACGAUGGAAACUACCUGGCAGUCAAACGUGAGAACGGCGAGUAUAUACUGAAUGGGAACUUCUCAGUGUCCACCGUGGAGCAGGACAUCCCUGCCCGGGGUGCUGUCCUUAAGUACAGCGGCUCAGACACCACCCUGGAGAGGAUUCAGAGCUUUCGGCAGCUCCGCGAGGCCGUCACUGUUCAGCUGCUGUCCACCGCCAGGGAGGCCAGCCUGCCCAAGGUCAAAUACACAUUCUUCAUCCCCAAGGGCGUCUCCUUCGGGAGACCCAAAGACAGGAAGAUGUGGGUCCAUGCCAUCCACCCUUUCGGUGUCCCACAAUGGGUCCUGGGGGACUGGUCCGAGUGCUCGCGGAGUUGUGGCUCGGGCUGGUCCAGGAGAAGUGUGGACUGCAAGGACGAUGCCGGCUUCUACUCAAGCGUCUGUGAUAAGGGCCUGAGACCAGCGGACAUCAGACCCUGUGCAGAUCUGCCGUGCCCUAUGUGGCAAACUGGCCCCUGGUCCUCCUGCUCACGCACGUGUGGCCGUGGGGAACGCCGCCGGAGCACAGUCUGCGUUGAUUACACUGGGAAGCCAGUUGAGGAGGAGAAGUGCGACCCUACCAAGCAACCCAUGCCAGUAUCUGGAGAAUGUAUGUACCAGGAGUGCCAGUAAGGUCUUCAAAAACAUGGCCAGUCCACAAGUUUCUGUAGGAACAUCCAGCAAUGAGCCGCUAACCAUCCUGACAGGGCAUUAAAGUAAAGCAAGACGACUCAGUUCUGGGGUAAGACUAAACCAGUCGGGAUAGCAUGGCCUGUUUAGACAAAGCGUUUCUCCACAGUGCUCUUCACAGCGUUUCUUUAGAAGCACUGUUUUGGUUUCUCAUAGUGAUCUACCUCAUCAGGGAUAUCAGCUUUACAUCAAUUCUCCUUCCUUUCAGUGCAGUGAAGCUUCUCUCAUAUGAUUUAAUCAUUCACCCAUUACUGUAUUUGGGAUGCAUAUUACAUAACUCAUCAUUUCUGCAGCUUCUUUAAAAUAAAUGUAUACAUUCACAUGGUUCCAUAAUUCUAAAUAUUAUUUUACUAAUGAGAAAACAAUAUUUAUUUUCUAGAAUUUCAUAUCAUACCAUGUUACAAAAUGAAAUAAUGUUUCCCCUUAUACUGUCAAGGUGCUAAUGGCUUCAUUUACUGGUUAUGAAUGUUCUGAUAUUUUUUACUUUUUUAGCUUUUACGUGUGUUAUAAAACAAACUCUUUCAUUUUUGCUAACCACUAAAGGUGCAAAGUUCUUUCAUUUACUGUAUUGUCUGGUUUCCAUUUAUGACCCCACAAAAUGAUUUUUAUCAAGUCGUACAGUUCACACUAUAUUUUGUAAAGGUUUGUGAUUAUCUUGGUGAAAUGCAUUUCGGAAUACUUAUUAUAAAGUGAGAGACUUUGAUGUUGAUCCAGAAUUAAUGUUUGUAGUCUACACAACACUGUUUAGUUUCAGCGUAAACACGUUAGCUGUUAAGACUUGUGCGACUUGCUGUGAAAAUUGUGAGGAAGUGCAGCCUGAUAUGACAUGGGCUACUUCCUGCUUAGUGAUGUUUGGGACAUGGUGCAUUUCCUGCACAUGUGAAGAAUUGUGGUUGUAAACAUAAUCAGCUCUUUAAAAUAUUUGCCCACAUAAGACUAAACUGGUGAGCACCGACCUCCAUUACUGUUGGAACAUGAGUUAACCAUAUAUUGAUCAUUCCUACACAUGUAUAUUAAAUGUAUUGGACAUACAGUAUAACAGAAAUGGCAUUCCACAUUAUUCCUUCAAUGAAGGGCCAUUCUGUUGUUUUUUACUAAUGGCUUCCUAAUAAAGCUAUUUAUUUUUUUUAAGGUUUAUAUAUUUACAAUGGACACAAAAAAUUCCCGAUGCUGCUGUUUUUAGAUGUUUUUCUGUCAUAAGUAAAAUGGAUGAAUGAAACGAA
Messenger RNA from Electrophorus electricus (electric eel), 4388 nucleotides. Its product is annotated as A disintegrin and metalloproteinase with thrombospondin motifs 8. The record is from RefSeq and is a predicted model, not a curated record. Lineage: Eukaryota; Metazoa; Chordata; Actinopteri; Gymnotiformes; Gymnotidae. Gene Ontology annotation, molecular function: zinc ion binding; metalloendopeptidase activity. Gene Ontology annotation, biological process: extracellular matrix organization; proteolysis.